Spirodela intermedia is the source of this 7977-nucleotide messenger RNA. NCBI's taxonomy places the organism in Eukaryota, Viridiplantae, Streptophyta, Magnoliopsida, Alismatales, Araceae. The record is from the annotation of a GenBank genome assembly.
AUGGCUGAGGGGAGAGAGGGGACAGAGGCGAUCCCGACGGCCGCGGCGGAAGAUGGAUGCGCCGACUCGGCGGCGCCGCUAGCCGCCGGGCCCUCGCAGUCUGAUGCUUCCCUGGCCGAAACCUUUGCAGCCAGGUGAGCUCUCCCUGGCGGGAUAGCGGAGGGAUUUAUUGCUUUCUUCUUUCCUCAAUCUCUGGUAAUUCGUCGCCGGCGGAGUUUCUCCUCAGGAUGACGCUGGACGAGAAGUACGACCUCGUCAGGAGCAUCGGGGAGGAAUGCAUUACGGAAGACGAACUCCGAAACCUUCUGGCGAAGAAGCCGAACCCCAUCUGCUACGACGGUUUCGAACCCUCGGGUAGAAUGCACAUAGCCCAGGUUUGUUCCAUUUUACUGUGCUGUGGCGGGCGGUACAGUCUGUUUGCCAACCUGUCGGAAAUGGAUUCGCGUUACUCUUGACUGAUGUCUUGUUGCUUAGUGGUAGAUCGAGUGGCGUAAAUUAUAAAAAAUUGCUAGUGGAAUAUUCAGGGAACGCUUUUUUAUUUUUUUCUCUACGUGUUCAUCUUGGCUUAACUACUAUUGUUUAACGUGCCAGUACCUGUUGUAAGUUUCGCAGUGAUGGAUGGUCAUCUGCAUUUUUCACAAAACCAGCAAGCAAAUGGUCUGUAGAGGGUGUUGGGUAGACCCGAAGGCGCUUUCUGUUGGCGUGGGCAAACUGAAGAAGGAUGUCAUGUUUUACUCGCCCUGUCUGAUGGAACGAAUGGCCUCGAGGAAGAAACCAGUUUUUGAUUCCAUCUACGCUUUGAGUGGGGUCAGUAGUUGUCUGCGUGAACAGUAAAAAGCCUCUCUACCAAAUAUAUGGUGAAUUAGAUAGAAAUGUGCCUCAAGGUGGAUUCCUUCGUCGGACAUCUAUGGUUGCUCGUCAGAAAUUUCUGUGUAAAUAUCAAUGCUGGAACGAAUUAUGGGCUUUUCAUCUAAUAGAAACUUUUUGCAAAAUAUGAGAGACUAAUCUGUGCCUUUUAGAAAAUUGUGAGGGAAAAUAAGGAUUUUUAGAUAAAAUAUUGCUGAUUUUUAUAUGAAAUGUCAGACUUGGAGCUAGGUCUGGCUUCCUCGUUUAGCCAACUAUUUUGGUGAGAAAUGUGAGUUACAAUUUUUUUUUGGCUGAGGGUCAUUUGAAAGAUGUUCCAAAGUAGCAACAAUGCCAUGCUUCUUGUGACAGAAUAGGAUGCCUUUGCCAUGCGGCAUUUCAAUGUUAAGAUCAUUUAUUAUUGGAGCUUCAGUGUGCUGAAGAAGUAGUGUUUGCCUUGAUUUUUAGUCUUUCUAUGAGGUAAAGAGAACUAAAAUACGUGUUCUUAUGCUUACUGGCUACAACAUAUAACGUGCAUGCAAAACAAGGACUACUGUUUCCAGUGACAAAGGAGAGAUGAUAAAACUAAGUAGGUACUAUUCCUGUUGAGUGUGUAUUUUUAUCAAUAGAAAAGUGAGUAGAUGAAGAUGUAAGACAUUCUCAUCUAGUAUGCUGAUCGGAAAUGUUAGGAUAGAAGGAUAAUAAACUGUUCACCUAAAUUAGCUGUGGAAAACAGAAUCUGGGUUUUUGAAGAUGUUACAUCGAUAUCAGGAGAGAAAGAUACAUCAAUUUGGUAAUGUGUGCAUCUUGCCAGCUAGCAUUGUCAUUUGUUUGUCGUUAUGUACGAGUAAAACAAAUGAAAUGAAAAAUCUCCUUGUUCAUUUGCCUUUCUAAAUUACUGCCUCGUCGCAUCUUUCUACCAUACAUGGAGGCUAUUUAGAUUUGCAUUGAUUGCCAUGGAGAUAAGUGCUCUCUAUUCUUUUGGCUGUUUUAUGUUAUGCAUAUCUGGUAAAAUGACUAUGUUUUCAUAAUGUAGGAUUCUUACUCUUAGAAUCUUCUUUCGAUAUUUAGACGCAACCUUUGAUAUAUUCUUGACCCUUAAGCAUAUAUAUUUUUUUAUGAUUGUCGUCACUCUAGCUAUUCAGUGUGUCACCAUGUUUGUUACGGUCCCAUUUUAUGAAAAGAUAUACAAUGGGAAGAUGAUAUAAGCUGCGGUUCCCUCUGUGGUGAUAUAGACCAGAUUUUUUUGGUCUCAAUCCUUGUUGCUAUAUAUCCGCAAUGUAUGCUAGUCAGUAUAUUCAACAAAAAAGCAGAAAUGGCAAUCAAUUUGUAUCUAGAACUCCUCAGGAAUAGCCUGGAAAGAGGGUUUCUGGGCCUUGGAGACAAUCAAAGUGUUGAAUGCAUGAAUUCAAUGAUCGAUCAAAUCUGUAGUCUGAUUCCUAAGGAAGUCUAAGAAAACAGGCAAUCUAGUUCUCUCUGUGUUGAAGUACGAGAGGUAGAGGAACCAAUGGUAGCAUCAGUGACGGAAUAAACAGUCAAAGCCAUAGUUUUCUUUGGUUGUCUGUUCUUUCAGAAGUGCUGGCCAACUACUUUAGUUGAUGGUUAUGUGUCUGUAUUUUUCAUACUCAAUCGCCAGUGCACCUGCCAGGGCAAUAAAUCUAUCCCACUUCGAAAGAAAGGACUUCACAGUAGUCACCUUCUCCUUGGUGAGACAAAUCCCAUCCUCCCUUGCCUUGCGACCUAGGUAUUCCGUUUCCUGUUUCCACCGUGUCGCAUUUGACGUUUGGCUUCAGUUUCUCAGCUUUUCAAAAAAUUCCUCUUUGGAAGAAAAUUUAGUGAAAAAAUGAAGUGAAAAGAAUGAUACAUUCUUCUCCAUGAUUUGCACUUGUAUCUUGGAACGUACGAAAAAUAUUUUGGAGUAUAAGCAGGGAAACAGGUGCCUUAAUUGCAGUUCCAUGAUAUGGGCCUUGCUUCCUUCUUUUGGUUUAGUUAUGAUUUUGCUAGCUUAGAUUUGGGUGUUAUUUAUCUUCUUUUUGUUCUGUGCUGCAAAUUUAGCCGUAUAAUAAAUAUUGGUGGCUUGUAGACAUGCCUUCGUAUAUCAUCUUUAAAAGUUCAACUUCUAGAUUGGUCAUAUAAUAAACAGUAUGGCUUGAAGAGAUACUAAAUUUUUGGAUUGCCUAUUAAUUCUUGUAUUUCUAUUAUUACCAGGGGGUCAUGAAGGCAAUUAAUGUAAACAAGUUAACCUCAGCUGGAUGCUCAGUUAAAAUAUGGAUAGCUGAUUGGUUUGCACAGCUAAAUAACAAGAUGGGAGGUGACCUGAAGAGAAUCCAAACAACUGGACGUUAUCUAAUAGAAAUAUGGAAAGCUGUUGGAAUGAAUCUUGACAUGGUCGAGUUUUUAUGGACUUCAGAAGAAAUCAACAAGAGGCCUAAUGAAUAUUGGACCCUUGUCAUGGACAUAGCUCGAAGGAAUAAUCUUCCUAGGAUACUCAGGUACGUUUGGAAAUUCUAUUUGCUUCACCGGUUUGUUUAUUCUAAUGUCUCAUUCCGAUGUCUAAUUUGCGAUUUUUCUUCCUUUUGCCAACAUUUUAAGGUGCUGCCAAAUAAUGGGUCGGAAUGAGCAGGAUGAUUUGACAGCUGCCCAGAUCAUGUACCCCUGCAUGCAGUGUGCUGAUAUAUUUUUUCUGAAGGUCAAUUAUCUUCUUCUUUCUCUUUAGCAUACGAGCCAUGUUUGUUCUUAUGGUUUGCGAGGAUUAUAUUGCUGGAUAUAGAUAGCCAAAACAUAUGGUAGCGUGCAACUGUUUUUCCAUUUUUCUUUUGUUUUCCUAUGAUGAUGUAUUUUCAUUUUUCUCCUGUAUACUGACCGCCAUUAUUAUUAAGAUUCUGAACGGCAUGAUUAAGAAAGGAAUUUGUGCUAUUUACAGGCAGACAUCUGUCAAUUAGGAAUGGAUCAAAGGAAAGUGAAUGUUCUUGCAAGAGAGUACUGCGAUGCUAUCAAAAGAAAAAACAAGCCUAUCAUCCUAUCACAUCGUAAUUUUCUCGUUCUGCUUUUUCUAAUUGAAUUGUUGAUUUGAUAUGAUGGUUGUCGAUUGACAGUUGCUGUGACAUACUGCAGACAUGCUGCCUGGUCUGCAGGAGGGGCAGGAGAAGAUGUCAAAAUCGGAUCCAGCUUCUGCUAUUUUUAUGGAAGAUGAGGAGGUAUGAACAUGUACUGAAGUAUUGCUAUUUUUCACUUGGAAUCUUUUUUUAUUCUAAGAUAAAGCAAACCAUCUGUGUUUUCCGCAUAUUUUCAUUAUAUAUAAUUUGGUGAGGGAUAUUCAGUCCUCGUCCUCGAUAUUGUAUGUGGGCAUUUUAUAGGGUCGUCUAUCUUUUCUCAUGUCUUCCUCACAAAGCAUCUAUUGAUUUCACAUAUGCAUUUACAUUGAUUUUUCACAGUUUUAUGGUUCUGCUCUCUGUGUGAACAAUGUUUUGAUCAGUCUGUGUUUCUCUGGUUGUCUUUAGUACUGACUUUUACAGAUUUGGUAUAUUUUGAUGCAUAUCUGGCUGCCAAUCUUUUGUGAAGAUGUUGCAACGGAAUACUCGUAAAGAUGUAUAAGCAUAUUUGAGAUGCAGUAUUCGUAUGCAAGCUAGGAGGUUCAAUUGCUCGAGUUUAUUUAAAACUCUUAUUAGAGGAAAAUAUUGCAAAUGAAAUCAUAUUAAAUUCACGAAAAUCUUCGGGCUUUUGGAUAUUUGAUUGCUUCACAUUUGGCUAGUCUGAGUGAUUGUUUUAUAGACGUCUUAGAAAAAUUAUGAACAAUUCAAAAUGUGGUGACAGUGGGCUAAUUUUUGUUUGGAUCAAGAUGUACUUAUAUGUUAGUUCAUGCACCUGUUUUGUGUUGAUCUGGAUGUGUUGAACAUGAGAAUUUCAGAAACCUUGACGUUGGGAUGCAGGCAAUGAAUGGCGUCUGUUCAUGCAUGUGAAGGAAAACUCGUCAGAUUUUUUGUCAAGUAUGAAAGGAACGAUAAUAUUUUAUUGAACCGGUAAGAUUUGAGAUUCAAAAAAGUAAAUACUUGUAUAGGGAAGACUAAAUUACGUGUUGAAAUGUGAAUACGAAGGGACAUGUAAGCUGGCAAAUUCAGAUGUAGCCAGGGUUCUAUGAUAUGACACAGCCAAUAAAAAAGUCGAUCAGUGGGACGUUGUAUACUGUCAGAUGUACGAUUCUUUGGAGAACGGCGAAACGAAAGGGAAUUUGUGGGAAUAGCGUCAGAAGUCAUCAUUUUGUUGGCCAAUAAAAGAUGAUCAAGUUUUGGCAUAGGGUAGUUUUUGUGGCGUUUGAUGAACAGAGAUUAUAUAUUUAUAAGCUCUUAUUAGUACGCUUUAAUGCCUUUCCAAUUUUCAUCAGAUCGUAGAAGCUAAAUUUCUGGUGCUGGAGCAUUGGAACCUUGAUUCCGUGACUUCUAGGACCUUUGUUGUUCCUAUCACAGCAAAUACUACUAAAGGCCUUAGAAUUUUUUGACUUGCUUAGAUCUUAUUUUCGAAUUUCUCUGUAUUAUAAAUAUAUGUGUGACCUUUUAUAGUAAUGGAAUAUAUUUUUUAGCUUUGUACCAUUAAAAUUUUCAAAUUUCAAAAUUAUUUCUUUUUUAGCAUUUUCAACUGCUCAAACUCUGUUGCUUCCCUUCUUUUUUUUUUUUAACAGUAGUCUGCUUCCUGUUAAUACAUGCAUUUUUAUGGUCUUUUACCCUGGCUGUUGUAGAGCGCAGUCAAUGUAAAGAUAAAGAAAGCAUUCUGCCCACCCAAGAUUGUUCAAGCUAACCCCUGUCUGGAGUACAUCAAGUACAUCGUAUUUCCCUGGUUUGGGAAAUUUGAGGUGUCGCGUGAUAUCAAAAAUGGUGGGAACAAGUAAGUUCAUAUUUAUCGAUUUUAUUUCAAUAGUUAUUAUGUUCACUUUAAUGCCUAAGACAUACGCGGAUGUUUGUAUUAUGCGGGCUCGACUAGUUAUUAUGAGGGCUUUGUGUUCCUUGCGGCUACUGCAGUCUGAUCCCGCAGAGUGCACGAAGAAGAAUAGGGAAAGAAGCUCGCCAUUGUACCGUCGAUUUGGAUCAGAAAACAGUCCCUGUUCUGGUUUCAAGGCGGUUCUCCCGUUCUCCAGUUGAAUUAUUAGAGGAAGAAAAAUAGAAGAUUCAGCUUUUAUUGGUUAGUCUUGGUUGGGUCGGCCGGUUCUGGGCUGAGCUUGGGUUGCUUUAUUUAGUCGUCCUUUCUAUCUCUAGAGGAAAGAUAUUGCUGUUCGUAGAGACUGAAGUAGAGAAGAGAAGUUCAGUAGGCACAACAAUAUAGGAUAAAAAUUUAGACAACCAUCGACUGCCAUGACCACCAGCUGUUGCCACCUGCAGUGCACUGGUAGGAUUGGGGUUUCUUCCUUGUCCCCAUCCUGCCGUGGGCUUCUCUUAAACCUUGCACACUGAAAACCAUUGUUUUAAUACACUUCCAUAUAUACUUUAUCGAAUAAUUGUUAUCACACUUUACCUAAAUUGUUUUCUUCCCUUGGAUCAGCCUAUUGUCCGAUUAAAUCCCACCAUGAUUAGGGAGGGAUCUUUCCAGGCUUAUUCAACCGCCCUUGCAUCCAAGGGGAUCUGUUGCCGUGGUGGAUGUGUGCAGUCAUGGCUUUCAGCUUUCAUAAGGCAAAAUUUCUACGAAUCAAAGCCAAUUAACCAAUUUGGUCAGAAAGAUUUAGUUUUUUUUUUAUAUAAUUAUAAUGGGUUCUCGAUUUAGUGGGAUAAAUCGGAACGGACCACAGGGUUAAGUUUGGGCCUUUCAUUCCCGAUUUAAUUUUGCUUCUGAAUUGGACUUCCAGUCAUAAGUUGUUGUGUCUCAUCAACACAUAUCAUGUCAUAGAAAAUGGAAAAGACUUGCAAAAGGAGCAUGAAGGCGAAGAUAGAGGGGGGCAUCCAAGCAGCUCUGCAAAGUGUUGCCCGUAUUUGAGUUAUCCCUUGUGUUUAUCUUGUAGAACCUGAGUUGGCAGUGAUCAUCAACCAAACGAAUCCGCUGAGGAACGUGUAGUUUUCUCGUGAUGAUUGACUAAAAUUUAUCUGACUGAACCUCACUUACCUGAGAAUAUCAGUUUUCUGAUUUUCAUAUUAUUCUUGCAAAUUAUUCUUGCAAAUUAUUCUUUUUCUGUUCCCAAUGCAAUACAGACUGGGAUUUUCUUGAAGCGUAUAUUGCAUUUUUUUUAUAAUAAAAUUUCGGUUGAGAUCCUUUAUUGUUGGUGAUCAGUUAUUUAUGUUCAACAACAGAUUUUGUUUCUACUUUGAGAUUCAGAUGAACUUUGUGGUACAUCGCCAGAUCUGGUUAUUCUAUAUCUUUCUAACUAGUGAGCCAUUCCUUCGUCCAGAGUCUACAACAGCAUGGAAGAGCUGGUUUCUGAUUACGAGAGUGGGGCAUUACAUCCAGGCGACCUGAAGCCUUCUCUCUCAAAGGCAUUGAACCAGAUUCUUCAGGUAAACUCUAGAUCCUCCGCUCAUCCACAUAUCUGCAUACUAUAUAUAUGUUACGAGAAGUAGUUGCCUGUGUGGGCCAUGAAUCCACUUUACUUUUGUAUGCGCUACUCGAGAUCCCAGGAGAAUGGGAUUCUUGAUAAAUUGAUCCCUUGUUCGUUCUUGCUGAUCUUCCCAUUCACUCCCCCUUUCGCUUCAAUAUCUCCCAAUCUAGUAUGCAGCACACUCUCAUAUAUGACUAGACAUGAUUUUUUUUAAAAAAAAUUAUUUUUUAUUUUUUAUUUUUUAUUUUUUAUUUUUUAUUUUUAUUUCUAUUAGAUAUAUUAUUUUUUAUUUUUUUGUUGGAGGGGGGUUACUCAUUCUCACUUCCCUCAAUGUGUUGGCAGCCUGUCCGGGAUCACUUUAAGAACAAUGCCGAGGCCAGAGAACUACUGAAAACUGUCAGGGUAUAUAUAUCCUCAUUUCUCCUCUUCUCAUUUUAUUUAUUUAUUUAAUCUUUUUAUUAUUAUUUUUAAAGAUCCAUGCGUUAGUUAACUAUCUUACUUCACAAAAGUAUGAUUUCCGAGUUGAGAUCUCUGUAACAGUUCCUCCAUCUAGAGGGCAAUGAGUAACUUUGGCUUAUGGCCUUCUCCGUAAUUUGCAGGCAUAUAACAUCACAAGGUGA